UAUUUUACUGAACAGAGUUUUAAAGAUGACAACAUCAGUGAAUCGGCGACGAAUAACGAUGGAGAGAAACGUGGAGAAGAUGCUGAACAGAGUUUCGAUAGUGUUCAUAACCAUCGGAACGUUGAUCAUGGUGAUAAUGAUCCUUCAGACGCCGAAAACAUGCAUCUCGCCGGAAGCUCCGUCGAAGCCCCACACGCAUUUCCCGAGAUCCACCUGCGACUCCUCGCCGCGAAAGCAUCUCCCUUUACCCAAGAAGAACGCUCGCCUCUGGUCCUCCGGAGCUUGGAAGACGCGUCUCUCCUCCUUCUCCUCUUACUUCCUCCGAUUCCGCGACGAUCUCGGGUUGCUUCCAAAUCACACCAAAGCUCUCUGCCUCUCCGCCGGCGCCGGACACGCUCCGAUGGCGAUGGCCCAGAUCGGUUUAUCUGAUGUUACGGCUGUUGAAUUGGUUGAUUCGCUUCCUCUUGUGAGGAGAGCCGAUCCUCACAACCUUCCCUUUUUCGACGGUGCGUUUGAUUUCGCGUUUAACGCGCAUCUUGGUGAUGCUCUGUUUCCGUGGAGGGUCGUGGAGGAGAUGGAGAGGACGGUGAGGCGCGGUGGGUUUUGCGCGGUGGCGGUUGAUGAAUGCGGUGGAGAUGAUGUUAGGGAUGUUGCUAGGCUUUUCUUGAAGUCUAAGAUCGUUGAUGUUGCUAAUGUAACCUUAGAAGGAUUGAAAAAGACUAGUUUGCUACUUAAAGUCCAAGACUUUAAGACAUGAACUCUGUUUUGUCUUACCAAGUGUUUGGUUUCUCAGAGGUUGUGCAUUUGUAUCUAUUUUUUUUGUUAUCUUAUCUUGCAUUCUACAGAAAUGUGAAGACCUUGUUUGGUUCAUUCACGGGUGGUAUACAUGGUAGAAAGUAGACUUUAGGUUUGA
Molecule: messenger RNA, 913 nt
Organism: Raphanus sativus (radish)
Lineage: Eukaryota; Viridiplantae; Streptophyta; Magnoliopsida; Brassicales; Brassicaceae
Exons: 1
Coding region: 26-757 (243 amino acids)
Molecular function (GO): S-adenosylmethionine-dependent methyltransferase activity
Source: RefSeq, a predicted model, not a curated record